CAAUGGCCGGGGCCGAGACGCUGACGUAGCAAGGAGAAGGCGCUUAGGCGGCGCUGCCGCCGCCAAGAUGGCGUACCAGACCUUACGCCAGGAGUACUUGCAGGUGCCUCCCGUCACCCGGGCCUACACCACCGCCUGCGUCCUGACCACCGCCGCUGUGCAAUUAGAAUUAAUCACACCUUUUCAGCUGUACUUCAACCCUGAAUUAAUAUUUAAACAUUUUCAAGUAUGGCGGCUUAUUACAAAUUACCUUUUCUUUGGACCAGUUGGAUUCAAUUUUUUAUUUAAUAUGAUUUUUCUAUAUCGCUACUGCCGCAUGCUCGAGGAAGGGUCAUUCCGGGGCCGGACGGCAGACUUUGUAUUUAUGUUCCUUUUUGGUGGACUGUUAAUGACUCUCUUUGGCUUGUUUGUCAACUUGGUGUUCCUGGGGCAGGCCUUCACCAUCAUGCUGGUAUAUGUCUGGAGCCGCAGGAAUCCUUUUGUCCGCAUGAACUUCUUUGGGCUGCUCAUCUUCCAGGCUCCUUUCCUUCCCUGGGUACUCAUGGGAUUCUCCCUUCUGUUGGGGAACUCCAUUAUUGUCGACCUCCUAGGAAUUGCUGUGGGCCACAUCUACUUUUUCUUGGAAGAUGUCUUUCCCAAUCAGCCUGGGGGAGGAAGGCUUCUGAGGACACCCUCGAUUCUGAAAACAAUAUUUGAUACGCCAGAAGACGAUCCCAAUUACAACCCGCUGCCUGAAGAGCGACCCGGAGGUUUUGCCUGGGGCGAGGGACAGCGGCUGAGAGGCUGAACUGAGACUGCUUGGCCAACAACCAGACCUUCAAGAGAGACUAAAUGGAAGAACUAUCUUGGAGAUUUCUUUUUGCUCUCUUGUGGAUAAAAAUACAUCUUCUGACAGCUUUACUGAUGUGAACAUAUGAAGCACUUUUAAAAAUAUAUAUAUAUAUGGUGUUCUAAUCAUUUUUUCGGGAAACUGCCAAUAACUUCUUACCUUGGGGAUAUUUGCUGCAUUGAUUGAUCAAAAUUCAUUUGAACAGAACCAAGAAUUGACUGGACAUGCAGCUAUUGCCAGCUCCACUGAAUGAGACCAUCAGUUCUUGUGUAACACAAAUAUCUGAGGCAUUUUUCCACAUUUGUUUGAUACAGGGAUUAGAGAACUUCCAGAGUGGAAUUAAACUUCUCCUUUUAUUA
Messenger RNA from Hemicordylus capensis (graceful crag lizard), 1188 nucleotides. It is a transcript of the gene DERL2, whose product is annotated as derlin 2. Gene Ontology annotation, biological process: endoplasmic reticulum unfolded protein response. The transcript is spliced from 7 exons. The record is from RefSeq and is a predicted model, not a curated record. Gene Ontology annotation, molecular function: ubiquitin-specific protease binding; misfolded protein binding. Bases 68 to 787 code for a protein of 239 amino acids. Gene Ontology annotation, cellular component: endoplasmic reticulum membrane; Hrd1p ubiquitin ligase ERAD-L complex. Lineage: Eukaryota; Metazoa; Chordata; Lepidosauria; Squamata; Cordylidae.